Triticum dicoccoides is the source of this 829-nucleotide messenger RNA. RefSeq names its product early nodulin-93-like. The record is from RefSeq and is a predicted model, not a curated record. The coding region runs from base 193 to 681 and encodes 162 amino acids. The transcript has 3 exons. Lineage: Eukaryota; Viridiplantae; Streptophyta; Magnoliopsida; Poales; Poaceae.
GAUCGGUAUCCUCCAACAAACAAACAUCAUCCAAUCCUGUGGAUUCCCAUACCACAGUUUUGGAUAACGUGCCCUGCUCACCAACUCAGUUCAACACUCCAAGUCCAAACGAGUGAGCAGAGCAAAGCAGAGCACCCACGGUUUGGAUCCCAAAACCGUGCGUGGCCGCCACGUUUUUGCCCGCUACUUUACAUGGCUAGCUCCUCGUCCUGGAAGCAUCAAGCAACAGCCAGCCAGCCAGCCAACCCAUCUCAUCUCACUCUUUUUACUGAGCCGUUUCAGCACAAGACCACGGCGAAGAUGUCGUCGACGGCCACCGUCACACGCGCCCACCUCGAGAACAAGCUCGCCCUCGCCAAACGCUGCUCCAGAGAGGCGACGUUCGCCGGAGCAAAGGCGGCGGCCAUCGCUACCGUCGCGUCUGCCGUCCCAACGCUGGCGAGCGUGAGGAUGCUGCCGUGGGCUAAGGCGAAUCUGAACCCCACCGGCCAGGCCCUCGUCAUCUGCACCGUCGCCGGCAUGGCCUACUUCGUCGCCGCUGACAAGACCGUCCUGUCGCUGGCGAGGAGGCACUCAUACGAGACCGCCCCCGACCACCUCAAGGACACCUCCUUCCAUGGCGGCGCCGCCGCAGCUCGUCCCCGUCCGCGGUCCGCCGGCAUUCCUCAGGCCUUGAGCUAGCUUCCGGCUAAUGUAUGAGAUACGCACGCUUGCCGUUGUGCGUAUUCUAGAAACGAAAAAAUGUAUGCACCUUUGUCAGUGUCCCAAGAAACUGCUGCAGCAUGAAUACCUGCCGCCGAAAUAGAAACUACUGCUGCUACUUGUAUUA